This is a messenger RNA of Sporisorium graminicola, 1320 nucleotides long. RefSeq lists its product as uncharacterized. Lineage: Eukaryota; Fungi; Basidiomycota; Ustilaginomycetes; Ustilaginales; Ustilaginaceae. The record is from RefSeq and is a predicted model, not a curated record. Bases 1 to 1320 code for a protein of 439 amino acids. Gene Ontology annotation, molecular function: homocitrate synthase activity. The transcript has a single exon. Gene Ontology annotation, cellular component: mitochondrion.
AUGUGUGACCACUCUGAACCCGGCACAAUUCAACACGUCAACGGCACUGCGCCGGACACCCACGUGCCCAUCGACACCUCGGCUCCCAACACCAACGGCGUCGCCGCCAACAAGGACAAUGGCAACGCCGGCUCGGUGCAGCCCUUCAACACGCGUUACUCGGACUUUCUCAGCAACACAUCCAACUUCAAGAUCAUCGAGUCCACCCUGAGGGAGGGCGAGCAGUUCGCAAAUGCCUUCUUCGACACCGAGACCAAGAUCAAGAUUGCCAAGGCGCUCGACAAGUUUGGUGUCGACUGCAUCGAGUUGACCUCCCCUGCUGCUUCCGAGCAGUCCCGCAAGGACUGUGAGGCCAUCUGCAAGCUCGGCCUCAAGGCCAAGGUUAUCACCCACAUUCGAUGCCACAUGGACGAUGCGAGGAUCGCCGUCGAGACUGGUGUCGACGGUGUCGAUGUCGUCAUGGGCACCUCCAAGUUCCUCCGUGAGUUCUCGCAUGGCAAGGACAUGACCUACAUCACCAAGACCGCCAUCGAGGUCAUCCAAUUUGUCAAGAGCAAGGGCAUCGAGAUCCGUUUCUCCACUGAGGACUCGUUCCGCUCCGACCUCGUCGAUCUGCUCAGCAUCUACCAGGCCGUCGACAAGGUCGGCGUCAACCGUGUCGGUAUCGCCGACACUGUCGGUGUCGCCAACCCAAGACAGGUGUACGACUUGGUGCGAACCCUGCGUGGCGUGGUCGGCUGCGACAUCGAGUGCCACUUCCACAACGACACGGGCUGUGCCAUCGCCAACGCCUACACUGCGCUCGAGGCCGGUGCCACCCACGUCGACACAUCCGUGCUCGGGAUCGGCGAGCGCAACGGUAUCCCUUCGCUCGGUGGCUUCAUCGCACGCAUGUACACCGCCGAUCGCGAAUACGUCAUGAGCAAGUACAACCUCAAGGCGUUGCGUGAAGUCGAGAACCUCGUCGCCGAAGCCGUUCAGAUCCAGGUGCCCUUCAACAACUACGUCACCGGCUACUGCGCCUUCACCCACAAGGCGGGCAUCCACGCCAAGGCCAUCUUGGCCAACCCAUCGACGUACGAGAUUAUCCGUCCCGAGGACUUUGGUAUGAGCCGUUACGUCAGCAUCGGACACCGCCUGACCGGCUGGAACGCGGUCAAGUCGAGGUGUGAGCAGCUCGAGCUCAGCCUGACCGAGCAGCAGGUUAAGGAGGUCACCGCCAAGAUCAAGCAGCUGGCCGAUGUGCGCGAGCAGACCAUGGAGGAUGUCGACUCCAUCCUUAGAAACUACGCCCGUGCUGUCGAGAACGGUACUGCCUAA